GUAGGUGUAAACAAAGUAGUAGUGGUGGUGGUGUUGAGGAGGAGGUUGAUUGUUUGUUUGUUUGUUAAAUUACAAUUCUCGAGUUGCGAGUGGAACUGUAAUUGUUUUCAGCGUUCUGUCGUUACUACUGUUGUUUCGUUUGUCGUUCGUGUUCGUAGUGCUGGCGGUCGUUACAGCGUAACGGCGUAACCUCAAAUUAAGAAAGAUCUUGUUGGUGGGUGCUGCAGCUUUCUAAUAGUAUUUUCGGUGUGGUCGGUGAAUGGAAGAAGCAUGCCUGUACAGCCGACGCCACCUCCAGAUCAGACGCCAGAGGUGUCACAAGCAAAGUCGAUAAUAGUGAUCCACCCUGGCUCUCUGAACUUGAGGAUCGGGAGGGCCGCAGACGUGAACCCCCUGAGCGUGCUGCACGCGAUUGCGAGACGCAGGCUUCCCGGGGGUUCGAAGCAUGUCGAUCCAUUCCUGCCACCUCGGGUGGAUUUAGGUGCUGGUCAGCAGGAGAUCGAAGAUGCGAGGCUGGGAGUGUCGCACACCCUGCAAUCCUGUUUGCAGUCGGACGGUCGGAGACGCUACGCGACGCCUCCACAGCAGAUAGCCGCAUUCAAUAGGCGCUCCACGCCGGAGACGAUCGCAGCGUCCGGCGGGGAAUGGGUCAAGAUCGAAGGCGACAUCGUCAUAGGUAACGACAUCCUGCGGCUCGAUCCGCUGGACGAGUUCAACGUGCACUUUCCGUUCCGUCGUGGCGAUUUCAACGUGCACUCCGGUCCCGGUGGCUCGAUGACCGCCAUCCUCACCGAUCUCGAGGUCAUCUGGACGUACAUCCUGGAGACGCACUUCAUGAUACCCAGAAAGGAAUUCAAGAACUUUAAGGUUGUGCUCAUCAUCCCGGACAUUUACAAUAGGACGUACCUCAGAGAGCUGAACACUCUGCUGCUGCUCAAGAUGGGCUUCGGUGCCGCUUUCCUGCUGCAGGAUCACGUCGCUGCCACUUUCGGUUCGGGACUGAGCUACGCUUGCGUCGUCGACGUGGGGGAUCAGAAGACGUCCGUCUCGUGCGUCGAAGAUGGCAUAUGUCACAGCAACACCAGAGUUCGGAUGGAUUAUGGGGGUGCCGAUAUCACGCAGACUUUCUUCUGGCUUCUGCAGAAGUGCGCCUUUCCCUACAAGGACUGCUCCGAGAGCAACAAACUCGAUACCAUGUUGCUGAGGAAGCUGAAGGAGGAACUCUGUCACGUCAACUUGGAUAUUUGCGGCUCGCAGGAGAAGAGUUUCACUCUGCAGCAGCCCGGCAUGGAGGUGCUGCAGUUCACCAUUCAGGUGGGCGACGAGUGCAUCGUCGCUCCUCUCAGCCUCUUCACGCCCGAACUCUUCGGCGUCACCGGUCCCAAACUCGUGCACACCCAGAAGAGAUCUCUCGGAGAUCCGGAAGAUCCGCACGACGAGAAUUACCUGCGGGAAAUCAGAAGAAAAGGUAUAAAGGAGAGCCUCGAACCGACCACGUCCGACAUGAAGGAGCCCUACUUCGAGGAGGCCAACGCUCAGGCUACCAACGACGAUGACAUCGUCGUGGACGCCAUCGACACGGCACCGCAGCCGGCGGACAAAGAGUUCGUCAUAAAUCCUGGUCAGAUCCUCGGGCUCGAUCAGGCUGUGCUUCAGAGCAUCGACCGCUGUCCGAACGAGGACCUCAAACGGAAGAUGUACGGCUGCAUCCUGAUAGUCGGCGGUGGCAUGAAUUUUGCCGGAAUCGGGACUUGGCUGCAGAACCGCAUCAGUCUGCAGAUACCGUACUUGUAUAGGGCAGAGCAGCUGGACAUAAUUACGAAUCCGCGCGACAUGGACCCCUCGAUGGUAGCUUGGAAGGGUGCCGCGAUCCUCAGUUGCCUGGAGACGGCCCAGGAACUCUGGAUCGGCUCCGGUGAGUGGGAGAAAUGCGGGGUGCGUAUCCUGCGAGAACGCGCCCCCUUCCAAUGGUAAUUGGAUUUACAAUUCAGAAGAUGUAAUCCUAUUUUAUAGGAACAACAAUUAUGAUCUCAUUUACAUAAUAAAUAAAUAAAUAAAAAUAGUAAUAGUAAAUAAAAUAAAUAACUAAUAAUCAUAAUAAUAGGCGUGGAAAAUACUAUUGGAUAGGCGUGGUUUUGCAGAGGAUUGUGGGCGGACGGUGGUGUUGGAGAGGAGAGCGUCGAACUACAGCAAAACAUAAAUAAAUAACAUAUCGUCGUCAUUCUUUUAUAUAACAAUUUUUAUGUAUCUUUAUUGUAAUGAAAAUAACCUGGUCAACAUUGUAUAAAAAAGUUUCGCUACUUAUUUCAUAUACAUAUGUAUAUAUAUAUAUAUAAAAUAUACAUACAUAUAUACAAAAAACACUUGCCAGUAGUAGUAGUAAAUAUUAUAUAUAUAUACACACAUUAUACAUGUACACAUUUUGUUAGCUUUUUUUUAUAUAUAUAUAUAUAUUUAUAUUGUAUGUUUGUUUGUUUUUUUUUGCCGAAUUUUUCCUUCAAGCAAAACCAUUCAUCGCGUGUAAAUAA
This is a messenger RNA of Nicrophorus vespilloides, 2528 nucleotides long. RefSeq names its product actin-related protein 8 (gene Arp8). The record is from RefSeq and is a predicted model, not a curated record. Gene Ontology annotation, cellular component: Ino80 complex. The transcript has 2 exons. Gene Ontology annotation, biological process: double-strand break repair; regulation of DNA-templated transcription. Bases 271 to 1974 code for a protein of 567 amino acids. NCBI's taxonomy places the organism in Eukaryota, Metazoa, Arthropoda, Insecta, Coleoptera, Silphidae.